AUGACGUCACUGCCAUUCCCCAUGGGCGGCGGGGCAGAUGUCCCGGAGACAUGGCCGGCCGCCUUUCCCUUCGCAGCGCUGCCCAAGCGCCGCCUGCCCGCCGCCGCCGCCUGCCCGCCGCGGCUCUUCGAGGACACGAGCGCCGCCGCGGCCGGGGCGCCCCCGCUGCCGGACCCGGUCUCCAGCCUGGCCGCGGCGUACGGGAGCAACCUGGCCUCGCAGGGGAAGGCGCUGGUGGACCGCCACAUCGACCGCCUGGUCCCUCUGACCCGCCUGAAGUACUACUUCGCGGUGGACACGCUGUACGUGGGGCACAAGCUGGCGCUGCUUCUCUUCCCUUUCGGGCACCAGGACUGGCAGGUGCGCUACCAGCAGAACACCCCCGUGGCGCCCCGCUUCGACGUCAACGCCCCAGACCUCUACAUUCCAGUCAUGGCCUUCAUCACCUACCUGCUGGUGGCGGGGCUGGCGCUUGGGACACAGAAUCGGUUCUCCCCAGACCUCCUGGGCUUGCUGGCGAGCUCAGCCCUGGCCUGGCUCAUCGUGGAGGUGCUGGCCGUCCUCCUCGGCCUCUACCUUGUGGCGAUCAACACAGGCCUGACCCCCAUUGACCUGGUCGCCUUCUCGGGCUACAAAUACGUUGGCAUGAUCUUGGGCCUCCUGGCGGGGCUGGUUUUUGGGAAGACUGGUUAUUACGCGCUGCUCGGCUGGUGCUGUGUCACAGUCUUCGUCUUCAUGAUCCGCACGCUGCGCCUGAAGAUCCUGUCCGAAGCAGCUGAAGGGGUGCUGAGGCGGGAUGCCCAGAGCCAACUGCGCAUGUACCUGACUGUGGCUGUGGCUGGGCUGCAGCCCCUCCAGAUGUACUGGCUCACGUUUCACCUCAUCCACUGAUGCGUUGUUCAGGCAGCUAGUUUGUGCCCUGUGCCCCCAGCGCACUCCCCCUUUGGCCUCUGUCCCAUCUAGCCAAGCUGCCUGGGGUUUGUGCACAUGCGUGGCAGAACAGCUGUGUGUGUGCAGACAAGGCAGAGCAGGGAAAAUGGGUUUCUUGUGGCCAUGAUUCAGAUCCUCCAGCCUUACUUUGGAAGGGGAACUGGCACUUUGCUCCACUCCGAUCUUGAUUUGGCUCAAGAAGCCUGCUUGUCCUGCUCUUCCCU
Candoia aspera is the source of this 1154-nucleotide messenger RNA. It is a transcript of the gene YIF1B, whose product is annotated as Yip1 interacting factor homolog B, membrane trafficking protein. Lineage: Eukaryota; Metazoa; Chordata; Lepidosauria; Squamata; Candoiidae. The transcript is spliced from 8 exons. The coding region runs from base 1 to 891 and encodes 296 amino acids. Gene Ontology annotation, biological process: endoplasmic reticulum to Golgi vesicle-mediated transport. The record is from RefSeq and is a predicted model, not a curated record. Gene Ontology annotation, cellular component: COPII-coated ER to Golgi transport vesicle; Golgi membrane; endoplasmic reticulum membrane.